This is a messenger RNA of Pteronotus mesoamericanus, 2614 nucleotides long. It is a transcript of the gene TCP11L2, whose product is annotated as t-complex 11 like 2. Gene Ontology annotation, biological process: signal transduction. The transcript is spliced from 10 exons. The record is from RefSeq and is a predicted model, not a curated record. Lineage: Eukaryota; Metazoa; Chordata; Mammalia; Chiroptera; Mormoopidae. Bases 163 to 1722 code for a protein of 519 amino acids.
CGGGGAGUUUUCCAGGUGCCUGUGUUGGCCUGGGUGAGGGACACCCAGAGACCCUUGACCCGGGCACAGUCAGUCGUCUUUCUCCUCCGCCUGUCUCCGCGCGGGGCCGGUGCAUAUCCGUCCCAGGUACUAUCUCUUUACCCCACACUCAGGUGACACAAAAUGCCCUUCAAUGACGAGAAGCAGUGUGUGGGUGAGGACCAGCCCAGCGAUGCAGAUUCUUCCCGGUUGUCCGAAAGCACGGCUUCGCUCAGUGACUACGAGUGCUCCAGGCAGAGCUUUACCAGUGACUCCUCCAGCAAAUCCAGCUCUCCUGCUUCAAGCCCUCCGAGGGUUGUAACAUUUGAUGAAGUGAUGGCUACAGCAAAGAACUUAGUAAAUUUGACUCUUGCUCAUGAAAUUGCUGUGAAUGAGAACUUUCAAGUGAAACAAGCUGACCUCCCUGAGAACAGCUUGAUAAGCCGAGUAAAGUGCAUUGUCCACCAGGCCUACUGGGAUGUCUUGGAAUCAGAGCUGAAUGCUGAGCCUCCCGAGUAUAACCACGCCAUCAAACUGUUUGAAGAAAUCAGAGAGAUUCUUCUCUCUUUUCUGACUCCUGGUGGUGGAAACCGGCUUCGCAACCAGAUCUGUGAGGUUUUGGACACUGACCUCAUUAGGCAGCAGGCUGAGCACAGUGCUGUUGACAUCCAAGGCCUGGCCAGCUAUAUCAUCAGUACGAUGGGGAAGCUGUGUGCUCCUGUGAGAGAUGACGAUGUCAGAAAGUUAAAGGCUACUGGCAACAUUGUGGAGGUGCUGAGACAAAUAUUUCAUGUCCUGGAACUCAUGAGUAUGGAUAUGGCCAAUUUUCUAAUUAAGAGUUUUAGACCACAUUUUCAACGCCAGCUGGUGGAUUAUGAGAGAAGCAAGUUCCAGGAAAUUUUAGAAGAAACUCCAAGUGCUCUUGAUAAAACUACACAGUGGAUAGAAGAAUCUGUAAAUGAAGAAUUACUUUCGCUUUCUGAGACUGCUUUAACUACUGGGGCUGAAAACGGCUCCAAGCCAAGCCUGAGCCCUACACUGGUGCUAAAUAACAGUUAUUUGAAACUGUUGCAGUGGGAUUAUCAGAAAAAAGUAUUUCCAGAGACACUGAUCACAGAAGAAGUGCGUCUUCAGGAACUGACAGAAAAGCUGAAUCAAUUGAAAAUUAUCGCCUGCCUGUCCCUCAUUACCAAAAAUACAGUGGGUGCCAUCACAGAAGGCCUCCCUGAGCUUGCAGACAGGUUAAAGAGGAUUUCAGCUGUUCUACUUGAAGGCAUGAAUGAAAAGACCUUUAACUUGAAGGAAGUCCUGAAUUCCAUUGGUGUUAAGACUUGUGUUGAGAUUAACAAGACCCUGGUGGAGAGAGGCUUACCGACUUUAAAUGCCGAGGUUCAAGCUAAUCUUGUCGGCCAAUUUUCAAGCAUUGAAAAGGAGGACAAUCCCAUCAGGUCUUUGAUUGAUAAACGAAUCCAGCUGUACCUGAAGAGCCUACUUUGUCUUCCUAGCCCUAAAAAAUGCAUGCCUCCCAUGCCUGGAGGCCUUGCUGUCAUUCAGCAGGAGCUGGAAGUGCUAGGUUGUCAAUAUGCAAACAUUGUGAAUCUCAACAAACAAGUGUACGGACCAUUUUACGCAAAUAUACUUCGAAAGCUGCUCUUCGGCGAGGAAGCCGUGGGGAAGACAGAUGCUCCAUCUUCCACUAACUAACGAGGAACUGACAUUGGAUAAGAGAUUGGGAACCCAGCACUUCUGUAUGGAGGCUGUUUCCAUCUAUGGCAUUUCAGAUGUGGCACAUUCUCAGUCCUGUCGUGGUGCAGUGGUAGCCCGAAUCUGUGUGGCCCAGUGACACUAGGGUUGCAAAAGACACGCAAAUCAUAUAGGCCCUAUUCAUGCAUUGUUUCCUUCCCUCCCUUGUUUUUACUUGUCUAAAGGUGAAUGGUAGCAGUGGCUAAGUUGAGUCAUGCAGCCAAUUUGUAGUUAAUUAUGUAACCUAUACGAUACCUGUAAAUGUUUUGUUAAACAUUUGUAUUUGGCUUAUUCAUUCAACCCUUAAGGAGUUGUAUUUCCUCAUUUAUCACUAUCAGAUCUAAUGAUUUUUAAUUUGGGUACAACUUAAAGGGUUGAAAGAUGUGAGAAUAACCAAGGGGACUGGAGUUCUAAAGUACAUGGUGUGCAGUAAGCAUAACUGUAUUUGAAAUGUACAGUUAAAAAAAAGAAGGAAAUGUGCAAUUAAAUUGUUUCAAUGUGUAAUAGAAACUUACAUAGUAAGUCCUAAAAUUCCACAAAUGUACCAGUUCACAUUUUAUAAUACCAAUUGUCAGUAUUUGUGUAGAAUUUAAACUUAUUAAGUACAUUUUAAAGGUGUAUGCACAUUUUAGAUCAAACCUCCCUUGUUCAUUUAGUGAAAACAAACAAAUCCCUUCUAAAAUUUUAUUCUGGAGGUUGGUUUAUUCUUGCAAUUUAUCCUGCUCUCUGAGAGAAACAUUUUUUUGCACAAAUCUCUUAGUGAAUGUCUUUGCAUUUCUCAGGCCAUCGGAAAGGUUUAUAUAAGAUUCUAAUAUUUUUACAAAAGGCAGGAGUGGUUUGAAUUGGUUUACUU